Messenger RNA from Laccaria bicolor S238N-H82, 1573 nucleotides. RefSeq names its product 6-phosphogluconate dehydrogenase. The transcript is spliced from 11 exons. The coding region runs from base 29 to 1498 and encodes 489 amino acids. The record is from RefSeq and is a predicted model, not a curated record. Gene Ontology annotation, cellular component: cytosol. Lineage: Eukaryota; Fungi; Basidiomycota; Agaricomycetes; Agaricales; Hydnangiaceae. Gene Ontology annotation, biological process: pentose-phosphate shunt; pentose-phosphate shunt, oxidative branch. Gene Ontology annotation, molecular function: NADP binding; phosphogluconate dehydrogenase (decarboxylating) activity.
UCGCAACCUCCCACUAAAACUAGAAAUCAUGGCAACAGGAGAUAUCGGACUCAUUGGCCUUGCUGUCAUGGGCCAAAAUCUCAUCCUUAACAUGAACGACAAAGGCUUCAAUGUCGUCGCCUACAACCGCACGACCAGCAAAGUCGAUCAUUUCCUCGCUAACGAGGCCAAAGGCACCAACGUCCAGGGUGCUCACUCGAUUGAGGAACUCGUCUCUAAGCUUAAGACACCCCGCAAGAUUGUACUCCUUGUGAAGGCUGGCCAAGCCGUCGAUGACUUCAUCAAGCAGCUCGAGCCCCAUCUUGAGAAAGGCGAUAUUAUCAUUGAUGGUGGUAACUCUCACUACCCCGACUCUAUCCGCCGCACGCAGGAACUUGAGGCCAAAGGUCUUCUUUUCGUCGGCUCCGGCGUUUCUGGUGGCGAGGAGGGUGCCCGCUAUGGUCCUUCGCUCAUGCCUGGUGGAUCCACUGCCGCUUGGCCGGCGAUCAAGGAAAUCUUCCAGAAGACUGCUGCUCAGGUGAACGGUGAGCCAUGCUGCGACUGGGUAGGCGAAACCGGUUCUGGACAUUAUGUGAAGAUGGUCCACAAUGGUAUCGAGUAUGGUGACAUGCAGUUGAUUGCCGAGGCAUACGAUAUCUUGAAGCGUGGUCUUGGCCUCCACGAGGAUGAGAUUGCGGAUAUCUUCACCAAGUGGAACACGGGCGUUCUUGACUCCUUCUUGAUCGAGAUCACCGCCAACAUCCUUAGGUUUAAGGAUGACGAUGGUGAACCCGUUGUCACCAAAAUUCUCGACAAGGCUGGUCAAAAGGGAACCGGUAAAUGGACCGCCAUUGCCGCUCUUGAUGCCGGUACUCCCGUUACUCUCAUUGGUGAGGCCGUGUUCGCACGUUGCCUGUCUGCCAUCAAGGAGGAACGUGUCCGUGCGAGCAAAAACAUCGCUGGUCCUCAGAAGGAGGUCUUCAAAGGUGACAAGCAAUUGUUCAUCGAUGACCUCGAGCAGGCUCUGUACGCGUCCAAGAUCAUCUCUUACACGCAAGGUUUCAUUUUGAUGAGGGAGAACGCCAAGGAACUCGGAUGGAACUUGAACUACGCUGGCAUUGCCCAAAUGUGGCGUGGAGGCUGCAUCAUCAAGAGUGUCUUCCUUGGAGACAUCACCGCCGCUUACAAGAAAAACCCACAACUCGAAUCUCUCUUGUUCGAUGACUUCUUCAAGAAGGCUGUCCACAAGGCUCAGCCAGGAUGGAGGCGCAUCAUCGCUCAGGCCGUUCUAUGGGGCAUCCCCACACCCGCUUUCAGCACUGCUCUGUCCUUCUUUGAUGGUUACAGGAGUGAGAUCGUUCCAGCGAACCUCAUUCAGGGCCAGCGUGAUUACUUCGGUGCCCACACAUUCCGUGUCCUCCCUGGCAAGGAGAACAGCAAGUUCAAGGCUGGCGCGGAUAUCCACGUCAACUGGACUGGACGUGGAGGAAACGUCUCUGCAUCGACCUACAAUACCUAGAAUUUCUCAUUGGUGCCGGAAGUGAACGAAAAAUUAGUACAUGGUGUAACAUUUUGAAUCUGUAUUGACCAGGCA